AAUUCCAAGUAUUCCAAGAUGCCGAUUGACCCGAAAAUGAAAAAUCCAAAAAAAUUGCCGAUUUUUCGUCAUAUGAUGAGACAUCAGCGAGGGUGGGGCUAUCCGGAUAUUCUUACAAUUAGAGGCUCGGUGUUGCUAAGUGUCAUUCCUAUAAUUGUUUGUACAGCUUUGUGGUCAUCUUUUUUAUGCUAUCUUAAUCUUGAGCUGGAUUACGAUUUGCUUCUGCCAAUCGACUUGGUGGGAUCCGUCGCGGUUGUAGUUGGUCUCUUGUUAGCUUUUCGAACGAACAAUGCUUAUGAUCGAUAUUAUGAAGGUCGCAAGCUUUUUACAAACAUGUGCACUCAAGUUAGAAAUUGUGCACGCACAUUAUGGGUCGGCGUAGUAGAGCAAUCUGAUCAAGAUCAUCGUGAUAAAGAACAAACUAUUAAACUGUUAUUGGCGUAUGUGGUGGCAGUCAAACAUCAUUUGCGUCUGGAAUUUGGAACUCGUUGGAAUGACUUAUCAGAUCUUUUACCGCCCGGUUUUCAACUCUCAUAUUUCGAUGGGAAUGCUACGCAACAAGGUGUCGAUGUAGGUUCUGGUGGGCCCGAAGAUCCAAACUUACCAGAAAAUGCAAAUUCCGCGGGAAGCAAUCAAACUGAGCAUACUAUAUCAAACACUGUUCAUGGCUUAACUGGGAUCAUCCCAGAAACCAUCCAAUUAUUACGUGAAGCAUCGGCCAACGGAGGAUCCACCACAGUUUACUUAGACGAUGAAGAGUUCGACGGAGAAGUUGAUGCAAGCAUGAGUUUACCCUUGGAAAUUGUGAUGCAUCUUGGUUUGUACUUUGACGAAAAAUUCCGUGAAGGGAAAAUUGAUGGUGGACGAUUUGGAACUGUAUCGGCUUUUUUGAAUUCUUUGAUUGAAACUCUUGGUAACUUGGAACGUAUUAGUACUACUCCAAUGCCACAUGCUUAUAAUGUUCAUUUGAAACAAGCUGUUACCAUUUAUGUUUGGGCUCUUCCACUUGCACUCGUAGAUAAACUUUUAUGGUAUACCGUGCCGGCUACCGCGGUUGUUGCUUUUGUGUUGUUUGGUGUCGAGGGUAUCG
Molecule: messenger RNA, 1090 nt
Organism: Ambispora leptoticha
Lineage: Eukaryota; Fungi; Glomeromycota; Glomeromycetes; Archaeosporales; Ambisporaceae
Source: the annotation of a GenBank genome assembly